AGACUCAGAAAAGUUGCCAGAGAUCUACAGGCACGUCCCACAGCCCGGAGCAAGCUCCUCUGUGCUUCACUAAGUCACACCAGGGGUAGGUGACAGCACCAUGGAGGAUUAACAAGCAAGCAAAAGGUACUGGUAAAUCAGAUUAUCUGCCCUGUCAGUACCAGCCAGCAGGACUAUCCAGAUCUCCUGGCUGAAAGCUCCACAAAGGCUGUCUAAAACAAAGAGAAGAUAUUAGGCACUUUGCACUGUUCCUGACCACUGCUCUUCUUUCCUGCACUCCUAAAACCUCUGAUUUGUGCCCUCUGCUUUCUUGUUGCCAUGGAGAAGGUCCAACACAUGACCCGCUCCGCUCUGAGGAGAGCCUCAACUAUUGAGGUCAACCCACAAGCACGCCAAAGGCUCCAAGAGCUCUUUGUGAAUUUCUGCCUGAUUCUAAUUUGCCUCUUGCUGAUCUGUAUCAUUGUGAUGCUUCUCUGAAGUUCCAGCACUCCUCUGCCCUGUUCUCUAGGAAAGUCACCCCAGGGGGAAGAGAGACCUACACAUGCAGCUCCCAGUGCAAGGAUCCUCAUGUGACAGUGGCUAGCACUUGGACUAGAGUGUGCCAACCAGUGCUCUGUUAUCUUACUGCCCACUACAUGAAUUAAAAACACAUUUUCUGUGCAGAACAGUGUUUAGAGCCUGUAGUUACCAAAUUGUGCAUGACUCAAUUUGUCCGUCUGAAUCAAGAUACGUCUUUACUACGUGGGGUAAAGAAUCAGAUUAUCUGCUCUGAUCAGUAACUGCCAGCA
Molecule: messenger RNA, 788 nt
Organism: Vidua chalybeata
Lineage: Eukaryota; Metazoa; Chordata; Aves; Passeriformes; Viduidae
Gene: PLN
Product: phospholamban
Exons: 4
Coding region: 319-477 (52 amino acids)
Biological process (GO): negative regulation of heart rate; negative regulation of calcium ion import into sarcoplasmic reticulum; negative regulation of ATPase-coupled calcium transmembrane transporter activity
Cellular component (GO): membrane; sarcoplasmic reticulum
Molecular function (GO): ATPase inhibitor activity
Source: RefSeq, a predicted model, not a curated record